UUCAUAAUAUAUCUUGUUUCUUCAUCUUCAUUCUUCCACCAUUUCUGACUCUCUGUUUUGCUGAAUUGUUGGAGAUCGCGCGAACUGGUUUAAUUUUUGGAUUCUACAGAAAGAUCGAUCAUGCAGGAAAGCAUGGGAAAUCCCCUGCGCCUGAAGUCCUUAAAUCACAUCUCGCUUCUGUGCAGAUCACUAGAGAAAUCUCUUGAUUUCUAUCAGAGUGUUCUGGGUUUCUUUCCUAUCAGAAGGCCUUGUUCUUUUGGCUUUGAUGGUGCAUGGCUAUUCAAUUACGGUGUCGGCAUACACCUCAUCAAAUCUGAAGACCCUGAUAACAUGCCCAAGAUCAGCCACAUCAAUCCCAAGGACAACCACAUUUCUUUCCAAUGUGAGAGCAUGGCAACCGUGGAGAAAAAGCUAACGGAGAUGAAGAUAGAGUACGUGAAGAGUAGAGUAGAAGAGUGCGGCAUUUACGUGGAUCAGCUUUUCUUCCACGACCCAGAUGGCACCAUGAUAGAAAUCUGCAACUGCGACAACCUACCGGUGAUUCCUCUAACUGCACGGCGACACCGGCCGGCCUUUGACUAAACUUCCUGGCUGAGUGAGUUCAAAGGCGAAGAUAUGGAGAAGUGUAUCUUUUGAGUGCAUUUGCUGGCAGCUGGAACGAGUCUACCAAGUACCAAAAAUGCAAUAUAUAUGUACGUAAAUUUGGUUUGGUUCAUUGGGAAAUUCAAGGGCUAGCUAGCCUCGUGAGAGUGAUUACGUCAAAUUACGUUCAUUAGCUUAAGAGAUUUUGAUGGUGCGGCACGUCGGAGUUAAUAAAAUGUGGAGUGAUUCUUGUAUUUUUUAUGCACAAUAAUUAUAUAACACUAAGGCACAUUGGGAUGGGACACAAUAU
This is a messenger RNA of Alnus glutinosa, 892 nucleotides long. RefSeq names its product glyoxylase I 4-like. Bases 121 to 582 code for a protein of 153 amino acids. Lineage: Eukaryota; Viridiplantae; Streptophyta; Magnoliopsida; Fagales; Betulaceae. The record is from RefSeq and is a predicted model, not a curated record. The transcript is spliced from 3 exons.